Enhydra lutris kenyoni (northern sea otter) is the source of this 813-nucleotide messenger RNA. Its product is annotated as homeobox D12. Bases 1 to 813 code for a protein of 270 amino acids. Gene Ontology annotation, molecular function: sequence-specific double-stranded DNA binding; DNA-binding transcription factor activity, RNA polymerase II-specific. Gene Ontology annotation, biological process: regulation of DNA-templated transcription. NCBI's taxonomy places the organism in Eukaryota, Metazoa, Chordata, Mammalia, Carnivora, Mustelidae. The transcript has 2 exons. The record is from RefSeq and is a predicted model, not a curated record.
AUGUGUGAGCGCAGUCUCUACAGAGCGGGCUAUGUGGGCUCGCUUCUGAAUCUGCAGUCGCCUGAUUCCUUCUACUUCUCCAACCUGCGGCCGAAUGGCGGCCACUUGGCCGCACUCCCCCCCAUCUCAUACCCGCGAGGCGCGCUGCCCUGGGCCACCACGCCCGCCCCCUGCGCCCCAGCGCAGCCUGCCGGUGCCACCGCUUUCGGCAGCUUCUCGCAGCCCUACCUGGCUGGUUCCGGGCCGCUCGGCCUGCAGCCCCUGGGCGCCAAGGACGGACCCGAAGAGCCCGCCAAGUUUUAUGCGCCCGAUGUGGCUGCUGGGCCGGAGGACCGUGGCCGUGCGCGGCCGCCCUUCGUCCCCGAGUCUAGCCUGGCACCAGCGGCCGCUGCUCUCAAAGCGGCCAAGUACGACUACGCUGGUGUGGGCCGUGCGGCAGCGGGCUCUGCAACCCUACUUGAGGGGACCCCCUGCGCUGCCGGCUUCAAGGACGACGCCAAGGGCCCGCUCAACUUGAACAUGACAGUGCAGGCGGCGAGCGUCGCCCCUUGCCUGCGACCUUCGCUGCCCGACGGCCUGCCGUGGGGGGCGGCCCCAGGGAGGACCCGCAAGAAGCGGAAACCCUACACCAAGCAGCAGAUUGCGGAGCUGGAGAACGAAUUCCUCCUCAACGAAUUCAUCAACCGCCAGAAGCGCAAGGAAUUGUCCAACAGGCUGAACCUCAGCGACCAGCAGGUCAAAAUCUGGUUCCAGAACCGGCGUAUGAAAAAGAAGCGCGUGGUCCUGCGCGAGCAGGCACUGGCGCUAUACUAG